UGUAAUUACCACUUGAAACAAUAAUUAGAUCUGACUGAAGCAAGCUUAAUUUGUUUUAAAUAUAUAGAAAAGACAUAUUGUUUUCCUGGCUCAUUGUAUUGGAAUUUAAAUAUAUAUAGAAAAGUGGCUACCAAUUUUAACAUGUCAAGGAUUUUCUAUAAUCUGUGCACAAUAUGUUUUGUUAUAUCAUCAACAGUGCUAAUAUCCGGCCACGCUAUCCAAGAUGGUAGAGAGACAGGCAAUAAUCUGAGUACAACAGCUAAUCCAGAUGGUAGAGAGAUAGGCGAUAAUAUGAGUGCAGCAGGCAAAACAGAAAUAAGUGUAGGUUCAGGAGCUGUAAUUGGGUCUGUGAUUGCUGCAUUAGCUGUUGGAGUUAUUAUUGGUGUGAUUUGUACCUUCUUUAUUCUUACCAGAAAAGGAUUUAUAGCAGGCUCGAAAACUCAGCCGACAGUUUCUCAUGAAAAAGAAUUAACUGAACCACCAACUGCUCUGGAUACCUACGAGCAACUUCGAAACAGAACAGAUACUGAAAUCAGGGGAACUUAUGAUUCUCUUGAAGUCAACUCCGGAGUACAGCCAAACAGCCAAUCCCAGUAUGAAAGUCUGAAUCAGGAUGCAGAGAAAUAUCACACAUAUACAGAUCUAAAACAAAGCCGAUAAAUCUUGAUAACCUACUUGAGAGAUUCGUCUUGAACCUUCUAGACGUUUCGGGAAACAUUGAAUUUAUAGAAAGAUAGUUUGUAAAAUUUGUAUUACUGUUAUAUCAAUGGAAGAUAUCGUUACACAAAAAAGUGGCAGUGUACAUAAAGAUAUUUUAUAGAUGAAAAAGGAAUUUCAUGUAUUCUGUUAUUAUAACUCUUUUGAAAAAUAAGAAAAAUACUGUUUUUUGAACUGGUGUUUUCUGGCAUUUAUUUUGCUACUUGAAUUAUUCAAUAUUAUUCUUAAAAAUUGAAUUUUUAUACAUUUUUGCUUCACAUUUGUAUAGCUAAAACAUGUUUUAUAUGAAAAUGAAUUGAUUGGUUGAUUUCAGAAAGAUGAUUAUUUUUUUGAUACUUUGUUAUGAUUAUUCUCAUGAAACAUUUGUACCCACAUUUUUACCUGUCUAUAUGUAAGAAUGACUAUAUUGUUCAUCCGUAUGAAACUUGUAUAAGAAAUUGUUGGUAAGAUAUAAAUUUAACGGUGCUUAAAUUUUUAUUUGAAUAAGGACAGAAGACUCAUCAAAUAUCAUACUCAUACUCAUUUCAGGGUUUUGGCCCUAAAGAAAUUUAGAAUUAAACGUCCGAAAGUUUUUUGUCCAAAGCUAUAUUUUUACAAUACAGCAAAGUUAUGUCGGUUCCUUAAUUAGGAUCUAAAAUGUGUUCUAUACAAUAGUUACAAUAAAGAUCGACUCUCAAAUUAUUAAUUUAAACGUAAUAUGUUACAAUCAUAUCAAGGUUGCAAUGACGUUCGAAUGGCUUUAAUUUUAAUAUCGCAUUUUAAGCAUAAAUAGACAGAAUUUGUAGUUAUGAUUCUUGAAAUUUCUUAAGGAAUGUUUGUUAACUGUUAGAAAUGUGCUUGCAAUGUUUAGUAUAAUUACGUUCUGUAUAAAAUGUUAAUUAAAGUCAGCCAAACUUACGUGUGAUAAUGAGCUCCGACAUGAAAUGAACAGUCACUAUUGCUUGAUUUUUGUACUGUUGUCUGUUGUUGUUUUUCAUGUAAUUCUUAAUGUGCAUUGGCUUAUAAUAGAAGGCCUGUGAUAGCGUAGAUAACUGGUAGUAUAAAUGACAACAAACCACAAAAGGAUUUUAAAUAUCAUGUUGUUUUUUUUUUCAUUGUAAAAAUAUUUAGAAAUUAGAAAUACGUAUUUACUAAACUGGUAUUGUUCCGGAACUGAAUAACAUAACUUUUAUGAAUUACUUUCAUCAAAUGAUAAUUUUAUAAGAAAAUCUCUACUUAUAUUUACCACAUCAUGAUCUCUAUAGCAAAGUAGUAUAUAAAUGUAAUGAAAGUCAAAACUUGUAUAAGACAUAACCUUGUAAUGUUAAAUAUCAUAUUUUGUAUGACAAGUAUUUUGGGCCGGUGGCCUUUAUUUCUGAAUAAAUCUUUUGACUUGA
Messenger RNA from Ruditapes philippinarum (Manila clam), 2093 nucleotides. RefSeq lists its product as uncharacterized. The transcript has 8 exons. Bases 142 to 660 code for a protein of 172 amino acids. NCBI's taxonomy places the organism in Eukaryota, Metazoa, Mollusca, Bivalvia, Venerida, Veneridae. The record is from RefSeq and is a predicted model, not a curated record.